Messenger RNA from Alligator mississippiensis (American alligator), 9879 nucleotides. RefSeq names its product ectopic P-granules 5 autophagy tethering factor (gene EPG5). Gene Ontology annotation, cellular component: cytoplasm. The transcript has 44 exons. The record is from RefSeq and is a predicted model, not a curated record. Gene Ontology annotation, biological process: autophagosome maturation. Lineage: Eukaryota; Metazoa; Chordata; Crocodylia; Alligatoridae. The coding region runs from base 40 to 7797 and encodes 2585 amino acids.
GCCGUGCGCAUCCGGCUGGGUCGGAGCGGAGCGGAGGGGAUGGCGGAGGCCGUGCGGCCCGCCCGUCGGGCUCGCGCCAAGCCCGGCCGCAGCAAGGCCAAGGAAAAAAAGAAAACGUGUAGUGAAGAGCCCCGGAAACAGGAUUUGGAUGACGUCUUCAUCCCUGCUCCAGCCAGACAUGAAGAAGUGUCUUCUCAUGGUAGUGCAGCACAGGUGGAACAUGCUGAAGAGUUUACGGAAAUUCGCCUCAGUGAUGAUGCAGAGGAUGGACAGAAUGUGAAUCAUGUGUUUGAUGUUCCCUUGGCUUCGUUAACCUUGGCAAAGGAAGGAUCCCAGACAGCUAAACCAGGGUCUCCAACCCACAGGAAAGAAUUUGAAGCCAUUCCUUUGCAUGAGGAAUGCAGGGGGGACCCUGAGGAAAAUGCUACUAGUAAAUUGGACAAACCCCAGAGCUUCAGGGGAAUAGCUGCUAAUGAAUCUACAGACUGUGUCUUGUCAGCCAGCACUUUUCAAUCCAGUGCCACUGGCACACAGAUGCUGGUGGGAAUUAUUCAGGAUGGACGAACUGAGAAGGCACGAGGUGUUAAAAAACCUGCUGCCCAUCCUUCAGAGGAGUUACCUGCUGCCGUGUCUCAGCCUUGCAAAGAAGCCAAAGAGUGUGUUCAACACUCAAAGUUGAAAACUCUGUAUCCAGACCUGUCAGUUGAAUUGUCCCAUGAAAAACCAACCAUAAUUGCUGUUAAACCACUGUUACAUAGCGAAAGGCUGUAUCCUGAGAUCCUAACUGAACCAGAACUGGUGCCAUUUACCAAAGAGCAGCUGAAAAUUUUUGAGCCCUUUUCGUGGCUGGAGAAUGUUGAUUCUUACGUGGAAGAAUUUGAGAGCGUUGCUCACCAGGAGAGACACGAGUUUCAUGAAUUGCUUCUGAACUAUUUGCGCUGCAGGAAGCAGCUGCUGUUGGCUGAGGCGGGACUACAGGCUAUGACAUCGGACUGCCAAAGUGCCAAGAGCAGGUUAUGGACAUUUAAGGAGGAGCAGCAAUCUGUCCAGGGUGUGUGUGAAGAUCAAUGCAAAGUGUCAGGCCAUCAUCGCUACCAGACAGUAGAGAUGAAUGAAAGUGUCUUGGGAGAACUAAAGAGAUUGUUUGAAGCCAAAGCAGAGCACAUACAUCAGACGCUUGCGCUGCACUUGUACACUUCAGUGUUGUCCCGUCUGCAGGUGGAGUCUUAUAUCUACAGAUUGCUCAACAGCUCCUCCCUGCUGAGAUCUGUGGCUCUUCAGAAGCAAGAGCAAGUUCCAAAGCACCCAGAAAAUCUUUCUGUAGACUUGGGUCACUUGAAAGAAUGCAUCAGUGUCCUCUUCAGUUUCAUGCGUAGAGUUGUCGAUGAUCCCCAGUUCCAGAGUGAUCUUCUCCUUUGGCUGCAGAGGCUGGUGUCAGUGUUGCAGAGAGUGGGCUGCCCAGGGGACCACCUCUUCCUUUUGAACCAUAUCCUUCGAUGCCCAGCAGGUGUCAGCAAGUGGGCAGUUCCGUUCAUUCAGAUCAAAGUCUUGGAUAAACCAUCAGGCGUCUUUCAUUUUAUGCAAUCCCUUGCCUUGCUAAUGUCUCCUGUCAAAAAUCGAGCAGACUUUAUGUGCCAUAUGAAGCCGUAUGAAAGAACUUCCUCGUCAGGAAAAGAAUCUGGCAACUGGACAUUAGUAGAUGAAGGAGGAGAAGAGGAUGAAGAUCCUGAAACAAGUUGGAUUCUGCUUUUGGAAGAUGACUUGAUUGUCCUUUUGUCACAGUUCCCAUUUCAUGAAUUAUUUCAGCAUUUUCUUGGGUUUAACGCUAAAGGUGACUAUUUUCCUGAAAAAACAACUCCCCAGGAGAUGAUGAAGAUCUUUGCCUUUGCCGACUCCUUAGUGGAGCUUCUAGCUGUGGGGCUGGAAACAUUUAACAGAGCACGCUAUCGGCAGUUUGUAAAACGAAUCGGUCAUCUGAUCAAGAUGACACUUUGUUAUGUGAGUGACCAUUGGGCCCAAUACAUCAGCUGCAAUAAGCAAUAUGGAUCAAUAAUGCAUCCCUACACUGUGGAGAAGCUGCAACUGGAAUUUGAUGAGCUAUUUCUUAGGGCUGUUCUACAUGUACUGAAGGCAAAAAGGCUGGGAGUCUGGCUGUUCAUGUCUGAGAUGCCUUAUGGAACAUUAUCAAGCAGUAUGCUUUGGAAACUCUUCUUCAUCAUGCAUUGUGCAAAAAGUGAGCACCUGGAACAGCUCUGUGCCACUGUGCAGCUUGCUGACUGCAAAGAGAAACUCAAAGAUCCAGAACAUCUUGAGAGUUUUGAGAAGUCUCUUAAAUCAAUAAACUGCUCAGAAGACAUUUAUUUGUUCACUACAUUUGCUCAGAUGGCACAAACAAAACGGGCUGAUCUGGAUGAGGACUUUGUCAGAGUCAUUGUUCUGGAGAUAUAUGAGGUAUCUUAUGUCAGCCUUUAUACAAGAGAAACCUUUUCAAAAGUUGGCCGCGAACUCUUGGGAGCAAUUGCAGGUGUCCAUACUCAGAUUAUUUCUGUACUUUUGGAUCGAGUGAGAGAGACCAUUGAGAAAGUUGGGAUGGUUUCCUUAUACUUGUUUAAAGAGCUGCCGUUGUAUUUGUGGAAGCCUUCUUCAUCAGAAAUAGCAUUGAUUCGCGACUGGCUAUUAAAUUAUAACCUGACUGCUGUGGAGAAUAAACUAGCCUGUAUUAUCCUGGAAGGGCUGAACUGGGGAUUUGGUGAGCAUGAUGCUCUUCAUUUGGAUUCCGCUGUCCAUGCUGAAGUUGCAUUAAUGGUCCUGGAAGCAUAUCAGAAGUACCUCCCUCAGAAGCCAUAUGGUGGAUUGCUUUCUGAAAGCAUGAAACAGGUCUCAUACUUGGCCAGCAUUGUCCGUUAUGGAGAGACACCAGAGACCUCCUUUAAUCAGUGGGCAUGGGGCUUGAUUUUGAGGUUAAAGCUGCACAGAAAUGACUGUGGUGUGCAGCAAGGCUGGCCUGCUAUUCCUGCUUCCAACAUGGUGCUUGAUAUGACAGAGUCUGCCUCACUUCACCCGCUACUGAAGGCUGUUAAAGGAGGCAUACCUAUUGGCUGUUACCUUGCACUGGCAAUGACUACAACAGGUCAUACCAUUGAGAAGUUCUGCACUGAAGGCAUCCCUCUGCUGGGCAUACUGGUGCAGUCCAGAUACCUGAGAACAGUGGUCCAUGUGCUGGAUAAAAUCUUGCCUUUGUUCUACCCUUGCCAGUGUUACCUUCUGAAGAAUGAUCAGUUUUUGUCUUACAUCCAACUCUUCCUUCAUGUGGAUAGUGGAGUUCCCCAAGGAAUGACUCAACAGGUUACACACAAAGUGGCCCAGCACUUGACAGGAGGGAGCUAUGGAGAAAACAUUAAGCUUCUCAACAGCAUGAUCCAGAAUCACAUCUUUAUAAGCAGCCAGCCUAAUGCAGUGGGGCAGGCGGCAGUGUUGGAGUUCUGGGUUCAGGUCCUCACUAGCCCACAGCUGUGGCACCGAGAUAGAGCAACGCUCUUCUUGAUGGAUCAUUUAUGCAAAGCGGCUUUCCAAUACGGUCAAGAGGAUUGUCUCCAAAAACUGCUCUAUCAGCAGCACAAGAAUGCUUUAGGUUAUCACUCGGACAAAGGUCUGCUGUCUUCACUGGUCAGCUGGAUUGUGGCAGGCAAUGUGACCCCUUCCUUCAUCGAGGGCAAUGCAAAUUCCUCUCAGGUCUGGUUUUCAUGGACAGUUUUGAAUAUGGAGUCAAUAUUUGAAGAAGAUUCUCAGCUCCGCAGAGUUGUGGAGGGGGAGUUGGUAAUCAAUGCUUUAACUCCAGACCAGGCUCUGAAGAAAGCCCAGGCUCUGUUGAAGCUGCCCAUUGUACCUUCUCUUCAGAGACUAAUGAUUUACCGGUGGGCUCAUCAAGCUUUUGCAACCCCAGCAGACCACCCUCUCCUUCCCCUCAUUUGGCAAAAAUUCUUUCUCCUUUACCUUCACCGACCAGGGCCUCAAUAUGGGCUCCCUGUGGAUGGCUGUAUAGGAAGAAGGUUUUUCCAGAGCCCAGCUCAAGUUAAUCUGUUGAAUGAAAUGAAGCAGCGUUUGAUAGAGGUGGCAGACUUCCACCAUGCUGCUAGUAAAGCGCUGAGAGCAGAGGGUCCUUUGGAUGGCGGUGAAGGGUCAUCAGAAAAGGGAAGCUGCUCUCCGGAUUACCUGACUUCCCCAGAACUGCAUAAAGAACUUGUCAGGCUUUUCAAUGUAUUUGUUCUGUGGCUGGAGGAAGAGAGCUUUCAGAAAGGAGACACGUACAUUCCUUCUUUACCAAAGCAAUAUGAUGCGUAUAGACUUGCAAAGAUCAUGCAGAAUCAGCAGGAAUUGUGGAUGGAAUAUGUCAAUAUUGAACUUGUACAGCAUGAGUUUCAGGAAUCUCUAAAUCUCUGGCUUCAAGUCAAACUUGAAUCACAUGCAGCCUCUAGCACUUCAUCAGCACAGAUAGAUUUCACUAACCCUUCAUCAGCCAAGGAGAGAAUAAUGAGUAAUUUGAAGAAAUAUGAUGCUCCUAGACCCCCUCUUCCUCUGCAGCCAGUGAAAGCUCCUGUGCCUGUUAUUUCCUCCACCAGUCUGGUAAACCAGAAGGAAGCAAUGCAGCUUAUGCGUAUGGACCUUAAUGUUUUGCAGCAACAUGCCAAAGCUGCAGCUCUCUGGGAGUCCCAGCACGUUGCUUUCAACAGUGAAAUACUGGAGAUGAUUCCCAAGCUCUACAUCAAUAGAGAAGAACAGAUCACUCUCAAGCUCGAAUGUCGGGGCAGUUCCAAUAAGAGUUGCCAGGGGGCAGCUCUUGUAGCAGUCCAGUUUGAAGGGAAGCAUAAAAAUGAAGCAAUAAAUCAGCAGCUUCAUGCUUUGCGUAAGGAAGUGAAACAACUACAAGCAGAAGCCACAAAACCACCUUCUCUCAGUGUUGUGGAAGCAGCUGUCCAUGUGGAAAACUUUAUAACGGCAUUGAUCAAUAUCUACAAAGUGCAACCUAUGCCUGGAAUUCAGAAAGUAGGAAUUAGUCUCUUCUUUGCAGUAGUAGAAUUUGUGUGCGCGGAAACUCAACGCCACCCCCCUACUAAGCAGUUCUUUACCUCCUGCAUUGAGAUCCUAGGUCAAGUGUUUAUCAGUGGGACCAAAUCCGAAUGUCGACUCCUUCUCCAAACAAUCCUUCAGCAUCGGAGGCUCUGUAAUCUCCUUUCUCCUUACUUCACGCCAGUUGCCUCUCCCAAUGAGUUUGUGCACUUCUAUGAGAAAGUUGUGGCAUUUCUGAGUGAGGAUAACAGUGAUGUUGUCUUCAUGUUGCUGACGAAGUUUGAUCUUGCACAAUGGCUAAACAUCACUAGGCCACCUUUGUCUGAACGCACCAGGCUUCUGGAGUCCAUUCACUUGGCUCUCAAUGCAUGUGGACUUGAGCCUGAAGAAGACAUUUUGAUGCCAUUUAAUAUUUUCUGCAAGCACUGGACUUGCCUCAUCCGGUAUCAGUUUCCUGAUCAUUACAGUGAUUUUCUAAGGCUGUUUCUACAAAGCUCUUCAGAGCAGCUCCUGAGCCCCGAAUGCUGGAAGGCAUCACUUAAAACUUUGGGUUGCUGUUCCUCAGAACAAGGAAGCUUCAAGAAGAGCGACUCCACUGAAAGUGCAGUACUAAGAAACUCUGCAAAUCUCCUUCUGUCCAUAGAGCAGGUCACGGAGACAAUAGAAUGGCUUUCCAACUCUUUUAGCAAGCUACGAUUAGCUUCGCUGGACUUCAGGACCUUUGGCCUGUUUUCGAAAUGGAGUCCUUAUGUGGCUGAAGUGAAUAUAUUCCUCGAGUACCUUGUGAAACGGCUCAUUGACUCUGAAGUUGUCAAUUUAGCACAAGAGCCAGUGGGCAGCAGCCGAAUUCUAUCAGCGCUGCAGUCCUUGUAUGCAGUCAUUGCUGAGCUCUUUAAACCAUGGAUACUGGUCUUGGAUAAAGACGAUGUGAGUAAUGAGCGCUGCUACCCUUGGUUGGAAAGCGACACUCCGGUAGCCUCCAGUAUGGUACACUUGUUCACAGAUUGCAUUGAGAUUUUACAUCAGAGCUUUAAAGAUAAGCUGUUGCCGAGCCAUCAUGGGGCUCUUUGGUUACAUCUGAUGCAUUACUGUGAAUCAUGCACAGCUCCCAAAAUGCCAGAGUUCAUUCUUUAUACCUUCCAUACUGAAUUCACCAGACUUCCGUGGAAGGAAAUGCACCCAGACCAGAUGCUCAUGGAAGAAUUCUUUAAAGUGGAAAGAGGCAGUCCCAAGAGCUGUUUCUUAUUCUUGGGUUCUGUUUUAUGUGAAAUAAACUGGGUCAGUGUCCUGUCAGAUGCUUGGAAUCCCAGCCCACUCCCUGAAACGCACAGCAUGAUUGUCUGUCUGCUGUAUAUGAUGGUCCUGCUAGCAAAGGAGGAGCAACUGCUGAGCAAAGAGGAGUCGCCGCUAAUUAACCUCCUUGGACAGACAAGCUCCCUUCCCUGGCAACUUGUGGGCAUUGCCUCUUAUCAGAGCAUCAUCAACUACUUUAGCAGUCAUUAUCCUCCUUCCAUCAUUCUCACCAAGGACACUGCAGCUGAGCUGAUAGUGAAACUCUUGAAAAUCUCAGCUGGCUUCGGUUCUGCUUCUGACAGUCACAUACAUCUUGAUGCGACACUGAAAUGCCGAGCCUAUGUUAAGCAGGUGGUCCAGUUCCUCAGCACCCUGGAACAAAAUGGGAAAAUAACCCUUUCGAUUCUGGAGCAAGAAAUGUCCCAAGUCUUAGAUGAUAUUGUCAUCUUUAACCCUCCGGACAUGGAUAUGCAGACUCGUCAUAUGGCACUCAGCAGCCUCUUUACAGAAGCCCUGAUGAUGAUGAAUAACGCCAGCGUUACAACCGCAGAGUCGCUGCGGGGCAGCUUACGAAGAUGGACUGAUACGAAAGUGCACGGUCUCCUAGUGUUGCCCCUUCUCACAGCUGCAUGUCAGAGCCUGGCAUCAGUCCGCCAUAUGGCAGAGACUACCGAAGCUUGCAUCGCAGCUUACUUCAGUGAAGAAUUUCCUCUCAACCAGAACUUAGGCUGGGGUCCCAUACUCGCUUCCCUUCAAGUUCCUGAACUCACAAUGGAAGAAUUUCUGCAGGAGUGUUUGUCUCUGGGGAGCUAUCUGACCCUGUAUGUCUACAUGCUUCAGUGUUUAAACACUGACCAGACUCUGACCAAUGAACUGAAAAUGCUGCGGACUGUCAGCAAAUGGUUGGAGCAAGUGUAUCCAAGCUCAGUGAAGGAAGAGGCCAAGCUGUUUCUCUGGUGGCAUAAAGCCCUGCAGUUAUCCUUAAUCCAGACAGAUCAGAAUGAUGCCAUCCUGAUUGAAUCCGUCAUCCGGAUAUUGCUCUCAAUACAAGGCAGGCAGAAUCAGUUGGCUGAAGAGAGGCUGAGUUCUGGGAUACUGGGUGCCAUUGGGCUGGGCAGGAAGUCUCCUUUGUCACCCAGGUUCCGCGUGGUCGCCCGCAGCAUGUCCGCCUUCCUCCUGGUGCAGAUUCCUACAGAGAAUCAAAUCCGUUUGAAGCCUGGCUCAGAACUGCACCUGUCGCAGAAAGCCCAGCAGGCACUGAAUACUCUUGAAUCUAUGGGCUUCAACAAACAGUAUAUGGAAUAUCAAGAGCAGCUCUCCCAAGCUUCCCAGUUUAUCAAGCAUCCAGGUCAUUGUCUUCAAGAUGGAAAAAAUCUCUUGGCUCUCCUUAUUAAUACACUGUACCCAGAAGUGCGUUACCUGGACAUCAUACGAUAGCAAGAACUGAGACCACCGCAAACCUUGUUGCAGUUUUGGACUACUUUGGUUUACAUUUUGAAGUUGUUGUUACACAAGUAAUUUUUACUUGCUGAGCUCCAUUUGCAGUAAAUCAAAAUAAAUUGCUUAAAACGAAUCAAAAGGGUUGGGGGAGGAAAGAGGGAACAUACAUUGGCAUGUUUCAGACUCUCUUAGGAUUUGGGCACAAAGACAAGUUACCAUGAGCCAAGCUACGGCGUGUGAAUUUUAUAGCCUGUCAGCUAUUCUGUGGUAAGUGCUGUGCGUGUAUGCUCUUACCCCACUAAGGAUAAGCUACCUUGUACUAUUCCAGGGUAACAACAUGCAUACAGCAGUUGCUGAAGAGUAUCUGGUGCGCUGAAUUCAGACCCUGGCUCACCUGAAGCUAACUUGAUUGUGAGCUUAUGCACUUCAUUUUUUAAGCCUAUGGAGUUACUUGGUUUCUGUCUGGUAAACUCACUGGAAUGGACUUCUGUCCGUAAUACAGGUCUAAAAAACGUACUUGAGAAUGGCUGUAUGGAUUUUGAGAGACAUCAUAGCUUGCCUUUGUUUCAGAUGUAGUAUCUGUUUGUUUCUUUGCUUUUUGCCUUGUGCCUUUUUCUUCUGAGAGUGCGUUCGUUAUUUGGGCCAAUCCGAACUUGAAGGUUGCAUGUAAAACAGUUGCAGAUUACUGUUUAACCAUUGCGCCUCUCAACCUUAUCUUACUGACCCCGAACAUUGGAAACUCACUAUAUCCAUGGAUAUAGUGUUUAAAAAAAAGUGAACUUCUCUGUGAUGUCACAGACCUCUGCAGUUGAGUGGAAUCUUUGGCAUUUUUCCCCAUUUCAUAAAAGUGGUGGCUAAAGUGUUAACUUAGCACUGGGAUUUUUCCCUAACUUCCAAAAAUUAAUACAUCUGCUUCCAUAUUGCUACCUAGAAACGAGCCUUCCAAGUCCCUGGUGCUUUAUUUCAGGUACGCUGUAGACCUUGAGUUUCUAGAUCUCAAAUAUGUGGAAAGGAAAUUAAAGAGAGGGUGCUCAUGUUAAAUCACCAGUUUCUUAAUUUUGAGUAGGCUGGUGGUUUUAUACCUGAGUUCACCAACCUGGAGAAACUGCUCUAUUUUUUCCCUUCUUGUUAGUUGGGUACAUUGAUAUUGGCGGGCUUAAGAUGACACUGGGAGAGGCACCGAUUCUUAAUUUGGUGAUUUCUCGUUAAGAUUCCGUUGCUAAAGCAUGAGCCCCAGGCCUGUAAACUUGUCUCAGUCAGCGUCAUGAAUGAUCAUCAUUUUUGUUGCCUUCUUUGAGUGCAUUAUUAAAAAAGCUUCCUUCCUUUAGGGAAGCGAAGAACGGAUCUUCCAGGCUGUGGUUGCUUUACUUUGGCCAGUUUAUUUUCCUGAAUAGCAUCUGAUUGUUUCAAAUGGCCUUAAGAAUCUCAUCACUGCCAGGGAACCUAUACACAUUUUCCCCAUCAAUUACUCUGUGGUUUUAUUCAUGCCUUUUAUGUGUAACAUAUGAUCUCAUUUUAAAGCAUUCGGUUCUGAUCACCUGACAAAGGAUAUGUACUACCUAUAUCAUCUUCCCUGAUCAGCAGCAUGCUGACAAAUAUUGCACUUCUGGUUGGUUUUAGCAUUAGAAAGCUAGUCAGUUCAUUUCUUUUAUUUCCCUUUCUUUCCUCUUGCCAGAUUUUGUAAGCUGUGUCAGUUGAGUCUUUAGACCAUACCUGCUCUCCACAAGGACUUAGUAUUCUUCUGUAUUUACCAGUCCAUAUAUACAAUGAUCCUCGUUGUGUGCAUUAGCCAGAUAUCACUACAUUACCUUUUUGGAAGCUUCACAACUGGAAAAACAAAUUCUGCUGCUUUUUUUGUUUGUUUGGUUUUUAGACUUAAGGCACGUGUUUUAUAGUUUUCUUUAGACUCAAUUUCCAAUCAGUCAUAAAAAAUGUGAAAGCACAGAAAUAUUAUGUAUGCAUUUGACACGCACUUUUAAAAGAAACUAUUGUUUCAGCUGUUGAGUUUUUACAAAUCGUGUAUUUAUAAUGUAUUAAGUCUGUAAAGACCCUGUGAAAUAAACACUGAUGAUCAAGUAA